CAUCAUCAGCCGCAGCUCAUCAUCAUCUCAUCGCGGGCGCGGGCUCAUUUCACUUCACAUUUCACGUUAGCAUUUCAAACGCGCUCGAACUCGAACACGGGCCACGCAAUCAUCGCUCGGUGCGGACGGUCGGUGUCGCGUAAGUUUGCGCUCGCGUUCUGUGUUUUACGCCCGCGGGUGUGUCUCUGUGUGGGUGACCAACGUUACUUGGUGGUUUUUGUUGUUCUCCGCUGUCUAUUCUCGCUGCAGUCGAAUUUUGCAUGCCACAGCGAGGUGCGCUCGUGAUGAUGAUGAUGUUACUUGCCGAUAGGUGUCGGUGAGCAGACAACCCGCCAGCCAGCCAGCCAGUCAACAAAAAAGCCUACCUUGAGAGUCCUUGCGUGUGGACUCAAGUUAAUGAUAACAAACAGUGACAUACCAGUGUGUGUGUUGGUGUGAGUGUGUGUGUGUGCGUCUAUGUGCUUCUAUUUUGUAAUUGUGUAACUGGAUUUCCCAACCGUCACAAGUGCGUGGAAUUGUGUGCAAAUGAUGCAGUAUCUUUUUGGCAGGAUCUGAAUGGAAGAAUGCAUUGGCCAUCCGCCAUCAGCUCGGUCGAUUCUGGACGCGCGGAUUGGCGUGUUUCGUCAAACGAGCGCGCCACCAAACGGCCCUCACAGUAUUCAAACCAAUCGCCCAUCAUCCGGCACCGUUGCUAGAUGGUUCCGUUCCCGCCGUGUGCUUGUGUUGACGGCUAAGGUCUCGCCUAAGUAAGCAGGAAGCAAGAUAUCGCCGGUCCGAAAACGCGCAAACAAUGUGUAGCACAAAGUAGUAGUCGCCGUCCUUAAAACAAGUGCGUGUGUGUGUGAGUGUGUCGCGACCAAAAACCUCUCCCCUGGGGUCAGCUGUUACCCUUUUUUUCCUUUUGGAGGCAAAGCAUACUCCAACCAACGCCGGCUACGAUACGAGGCAAGGUCCGCUGGGCGCGGCAGCAUGAAUCUGGAGUCCUUGCCCCGAACCGAAACGAUACACGUCACCGCACCGGCCGCAGCGGCGGCAGCAGCAGCAGCAGCCGCCGCCCUACACCGCCCAGUCCAAACCAUGCCGCAGCGGUCCCCGUUCGCGAUUCAGGAGCUGCUGGGUCUCGGGAGCAGCGGAGAAUCGACCCGGCCCAGUGGUGUCGUGUCGGCCGUCACUCCAUCCCUAUACCCGACGACCGUCGGGCAGGCCUCGUUUGCGGCUGCGGCUGCCGCGGCCGGAUGUGCCGAUCCGCACCAGAUGCAGAUGGCAGCGGCCUCCCGGAUGGCGUACUUUAAUGCGCACGCCGCCGUGGCCGCGGCGUUUCUGCCGCACAACAUUGCGAGUGCGGCCGCCGGUGGUGGUUCGCUGCAGCUGCAUUCGGCACAGUCGGCUAACAAUUUUACACACUUAAAGUCAACCUUCGGCGGUGGUGGCGGUGCUUGCUUACCGGGAGGUGGUGUAGAUUCCAGCAAAGACUUUACGAUCGACGGUCUAAAUAGUUAUGGAAAGAAGAAGAAGAAGAAGCGAAGGCACAGUCGUACAAUAUUCACCAGCUACCAGCUAGACGAGCUUGAGAAGGCCUUCAAGGAAGCGCACUACCCGGAUGUGUACGCCCGUGAAAUGCUUUCCCUAAAAACGGAUCUCCCCGAGGACAGGAUACAAGUGUGGUUUCAGAACCGGCGAGCCAAAUGGCGCAAGACUGAAAAGUGCUGGGGCCGCAGCACGAUCAUGGCCGAGUACGGGCUGUACGGGGCGAUGGUCCGGCACUCGCUCCCGCUACCGGAAACGAUCCUCAAGUCGGCGAAAGAGAACGAAACCGUCGCGCCCUGGCUGCUAGGUAUGCAUCGGCCGUCUGCUGCCGCUGCUGCUGCUGCUGCUGCUGCUGCAGUGCCGACCGCGGACGACACGCACGAGCCGCCGGGCGGUGCCAACGGCAGCAUGCUCGACUACUAUCGCAACUACACCAGCCCUACUGACAUUAACUUGUCCGUAUCCGUUUCGUCUUCAGGCAUGCACAAGAAGUCGCUCGAGGCGGCCGAAACGCUCAAAAACUCCGAAGAUAACAGUGACCGUGAAGAGACACGGACGGAGUCGAGCGAAACGAGCGGCGGCUCGGGGGCCGCCCUCCACUGCACCCUCGGCUCCUCGCCCCUCAAGUCGCCCACGAUCGCAUCGGAGUCCGGCGGAUCUGGAUGUAGCGGCGGCGGCGGCGGCGGCGGUGGCGGUGGUGGUGGUGGUGGUGCCAGCAGAGGUGACUGUGGAGGUGAGGGUGGUGGUGGAGGGGGAAACGGAUCGUCGUUGAAUGGCAAGCACGCCAGUGCCGGGGCAAGAUCGGCGAUGGCGAAAGUGUCACGGUAUGGGCUCGGGUCACCGACCGGUGGACGUCCGCAUUCACCCUCCGUCACACCACCGGCCUCGGUCCACCAUCCGCACCACCAUCAACCACCACCCGCGCACCCGUCCUCGCUGUCCGCACACCCGCUAGCCCAUCCGGUACAGCCGACGACGGCGGCCAGCACCGGCAGCGCGAUCAAGCUGCAGCCCCGAUCACCGCCCCUCGGGACGUCCCUUGCCGGUGGUGGGAGUGGAGGGGGAGGUGGAGGAGGAGGAGGAGGAGGCUCGACCGGCGGAAGCGAUCAUCUUUCUCCCGUAGGGCAUGGCCAUGGACCGCACCACGCGGGAGGGAUGCCACCGGGAAUGCCGGACGGUGGCGGAACGGCCGACUUCCUGCACACCAACAACAACUAUCACCCCGAAAACGACCACGAAGCGUUUAGGUGGGUUGACUACAAGGAUCCGGUCGCGUUCAUACGGAACAACUCCAUCGCCUGCCUAAGAGCGAAGGCUCAGGAGCAUCAGGCCCGGCUACUCAACAGUGGCCUCCUGCUGCAAGUACGCUCGCUCGCCGGACUCCAAACGCAUCCAGCCUUCGACGGUGGUUCCGUACCGUCGCUAACCUCACCGUACGAUGGGUCCUGCUCCGUCGCAGCCCAUGCCGCCCUGCACGCCCAGCAACAGCGUACGCCACCUCCCCUACCACCCCAACCAUCGUCCCUUGACGGUUCGUCCCUGUCGUCCGCCACCCUGCUCGAAAUCGAUCGGCAGCGAGCCGAAGCGAACAGCAGCAACGGGUCGGCGAUCUCGGUAAAAGGCGCCAGCAGCAGUCCCAACGUCAGCACUUUUUGACAGCAUUUAUAAGCUGAUCGUACCAUCCCGUAAUCGUCGUCAAAACUCACCACACUCAUCCCCACGGCUCAUCGGAUUUUGUGCAGAAAAUCAAUAAAACAACAACAAGUACAACGAAUCGAAAUCGAAUCGAUCAUUAUUUAGGAUGUAUUAAAAAUUUGAAGAACAAAAAAAACCAAAGAGGGCGCUCGAACAGGCGGCCGGGAUACGGUGGGGAAGCGGAUGCCUAGUAGUUGUAGUAGUGCCAGUAAUGCUAGUAGUAGUAAAAGUAGUAGCCAAACGCUACAGAGACAGAGAACGGCACCGAUGUGAAGGAUCGAUCAUUCGUUUUGCUUAAUUAUUGCAUUCUGUUUCGUUUCGUUUGUCGAAUGAGCAGCAUUUGUAUCGGAGCAGAGAGAGAGAGAGAGAGAGAGAGAGAGAGAGAGAUAAAGAAACAUUCUGUACAUACUUACACAGCUAUCUAAACACGUAUACUUUUUCUUCCUCUUUUACGUGCAAUUCAUCUGAAAUGAGCCUAAAAUCUUAAAUGAAUAUAAAACACUCCGCGGCAAAAGCAUCACGCGCGCGCGCUUGUCGUCGCUGGAGAUAAACAAUAAAGAAAGCAUAUAUCGUAGGUGAUACAGUAAAUACGUAAUUGCGUGUCGUCCCGGCAAAGGACGUGAACGUUGGCUAGAAUAUCUACAUUUAAGCAGGAACACACAGAGAAAGGGUGGAACGAGCGCGUUGUGUGGAAGUGGACGCUCUCAUUGCUUGUACAUAGAGAAAUGAAGCACUAACUAAUUUAUUUCAUCCCACAAGAAAGUUGUCCCCCGGUUUGGUGGACACCGAGAUUCAAACGGCAUACAUUAGAUAAGAACAAUCAAAAACCCAUUCAGUAACAGAACAGAACAGAAAUAAAAACAAUCAAAUCGCAUCAAAACAGGUGGCAAACAGAGAGCAGCAAACGGAGCAGAAAACUCAGCCCCAUUAAAAAAAAAUACUUGCAAUAGAUAGGAACCACCGUGAGCGUGAAUGUGUUCUAAGAGUUCCACUACAAAGGAUGAUUGUUUUAGUUUUCAAAAAAACUCAGCAAAUACUCAUUCAGUUUCUGUGCUGUUUAAACACAAUCAUUCAUACAUAACACAUUACACCUUUGAAGGCGCAUUCUGCUGCCUGCGAAUGCUAAUGGAUUGUGUGUAAAAAGCAAACGUUACUUCAAAGCAAAAUAAAUCGUGAACAAACGUGAAUAAAAAGACAAGCAAAUAAAUAACAAAUCGUGUAUCAUGUGAACAUUUAAA
Anopheles stephensi (Asian malaria mosquito) is the source of this 4460-nucleotide messenger RNA. RefSeq names its product homeobox even-skipped homolog protein 2-like. NCBI's taxonomy places the organism in Eukaryota, Metazoa, Arthropoda, Insecta, Diptera, Culicidae. Gene Ontology annotation, biological process: regulation of transcription by RNA polymerase II. The record is from RefSeq and is a predicted model, not a curated record. Bases 970 to 3183 code for a protein of 737 amino acids. Gene Ontology annotation, molecular function: DNA-binding transcription factor activity, RNA polymerase II-specific; sequence-specific double-stranded DNA binding. Gene Ontology annotation, cellular component: nucleus. The transcript is spliced from 6 exons.